Messenger RNA from Penicillium odoratum, 759 nucleotides. RefSeq names its product HAD family hydrolase. Bases 1 to 759 code for a protein of 252 amino acids. NCBI's taxonomy places the organism in Eukaryota, Fungi, Ascomycota, Eurotiomycetes, Eurotiales, Aspergillaceae. The transcript is spliced from 2 exons. The record is from RefSeq and is a predicted model, not a curated record.
AUGCCUCAGAUCACGGAAAUCUUCCUGGAUUGUGACAAUACCCUUGUCCUGUCGGAAGAGCUGGCCUUUGAAGCCUGCGCCGAUCUGGCCAAUGAGAUCCUCGAGAAGAAGGGAAUUCCCGAUCGUUAUACGGGCGAUCAACUCAUCAAAGAUUUCGUCGGGCAGAACUUCCGCGGCAUGAUGGGCUCACUGCAGGCCAAAUACAAUUUCGAGUUGGAGCCUGCUGAGCUCGAGGGCUACGUCACAAAGGAGGAAGACAAGGUCAUUGCAAAGCUGGAAGCCAAGGCCAAGCCUUGUGUCGGCGCUACCGAGCAAUUGAUCAAGCUGUACGAGUCAAAGAAGUACGGUCUCGCUGUUGUCUCAUCAUCUGCUCUGCGUCGGGUACAGGCUUCUAUCAAGAAGGUUGGCCAGGACAAAUACUUUGAUGCCGACAAGGUAUUCAGUGCGGCUAGCUCCCUUGACAAACCCACUUCCAAGCCUGACCCUGCCAUCUACCUGCAUGCACUCAACUAUGUUAAGAAGACUGCUGGUGAGACUGUUACAGUGGAAGACAGCAAGUCGGGUGCCCUCGCUGCGAUCCGUGCUGGUAUCUGGACGAUCGGAUAUGUUGGCAGCUAUAACGGCAAGGAGGAGCAGGAGGCGAUGAGUGCCCGCUUGAAGGAUUUGGGUGUACACAUCAUCAUGAACGACUGGUCUGAAUUUGAGAGUUGCAUGGAAUACAUCGAGAGCUUGCCCGCCAAGGCUCAGUCCAGCCUGUGA